AUGGCUACCGGGGGCUCGGCCGCGGGCGGCCGGAUCACAGCCAGCGCGGGCACCAACUUGAUCGGGCAGCACUCACACGACAGGAACCAGGAUGCCACUAUCUACGUGGGAAACUUGGACCCUCAGUUGACAGAGGAGCUGGUUUGGGAGCUGUUCACCCAAGUGGGGCCAGUCGUCAACGUGUACCUGCCCAAGGACCGCGUGACGAAUGCCCACCAGGGCUACGGGUUCGUGGAGUUUCGAGGAGAAGAGGACGCCGAUUAUUCCAUCAAAAUCCUGAACAUGGUCAAGCUGUACGGCAAGCCCAUCCGCGUCAACAAGUCCUCUCAGGACAAGAACUCCAACGAGGUCGGGGCCAACCUGUUCGUGGGCAACCUGGACCCGGAGGUUGACGAGAAGCUCCUGUACGACACCUUCAGCGCGUUUGGCGUGAUCGUCAACACCCCCAAGAUCAUGCGCGACCCCGACACCGGCGUCAGCAAAGGCUUUGGGUUUGUGAGCUACGACUGCUUCGAGGCCAGCGACGCCGCGAUAGAGGCCAUGAACGGGCAGUUUCUGUGCAACCGCGCCAUCGCGGUGUCGUACGCAUAUAAGAAGGAGUCCAAGGGCGAGCGCCACGGCACGCCGGCCGAGCGGCUCCUGGCGGCGCAGAAACGCGCCAAGCAGGCCGCCCAGAGCCGCCCCCACACCAUGUUUGCGUCCGGCCCCCGCCAGCAGCCGCAGCAGCACCUCGCAGACGGCGGCGGCCCGCCGCCGCCACAGGCGCCCGCGCCCGCGCAGCCGCCCGCCGUGCCUGGCUUCGCCGCGGGCCCGCCUCCCAUGGCGCCGCAUGGCAUGCCGCCGCCGGGCAUGCCGCCGCCGGGGAUGCCGCCGCCGGGCGCGCCGGGCUGGAUGCAGGGGCCGCCGCCGCCCGGCAUGUUCCCGCCGCCCGGCAUGCCGCCGCCGCCCAUGUACUACGGGGGGCCGCCGCCGGGCAUGCCGCCGCCGCCGGGCCACAUGGGCCCCAUGGGGGGCAUGCCGCCGCCGGGGAUGCACCGGCCGGGGAUGCCGCCGGGGAUGCCGCCGCCGCCGAGCAUGCAGCAGUGGGGCCGGCCGUUCUUGCCGCCGGGUGAGUGUGCGAAGCGUGUCUGA
Molecule: messenger RNA, 1131 nt
Organism: Monoraphidium neglectum
Lineage: Eukaryota; Viridiplantae; Chlorophyta; Chlorophyceae; Sphaeropleales; Selenastraceae
Product: Splicing factor 3B subunit 4
Exons: 7
Coding region: 1-1131 (376 amino acids)
Biological process (GO): positive regulation of mRNA splicing, via spliceosome
Cellular component (GO): nucleolus; U12-type spliceosomal complex
Molecular function (GO): RNA binding
Source: RefSeq, a predicted model, not a curated record